CUGCCUGCACGGGCACAGUUAGUUGGUUUUCUCUUAUUUUUCUUGCUCCAAAGUGAGACGGAUGCUUUAUGUAUACAAUUAUAGUGAAUUGCAACCUCCUAACAGGAGAGGAAGGAAUUGUUGAAAGCUGUUAGCGUUUAAAGUGGCAUGUCGCUCGCACUCUGCCAGGGGAGAGACAGGAGAACCUGAGCUUUUUCAGUGCCGGAGGAGCAUGAGGACGUCACGGCAGGCUGAACAAUGACCUAACGGAGGAACGCCUUCUGCCCGUGUGUGUUACGUCAUUGGAAAGGCUUCCUUCGGAAGUUCGAGCCCAGUUGGCUCUUUGUCCUCGGAAGAUCAUGACUUUGAUCCAACGGCUGAAAUGUUAGUUCAUGAAUAUGAUGACGAGCGAACUCUCGAAGAGGAAGAACUGUUGGAGGGGGAUAAAAACUUCAGCGCUGAAAUUGCUGAUUUGGAGAAGGAGGGCAAUAUGCCUUUAGAACAGCUGCUGGCUAUUUAUCGAUAUGAAGCAUCUGUCAGCACUGUUGCGGGCUCGAGUGUGGACAGCUCCUCGGGAGAACUCGCAGAUGAUCUGCCAGAUAUGACAUUGGAUAAGGAAGAAAUUGCUAAAGACCUGUUAUCUGGUGAUGAUGAAGAAACACAGUCGUCAGCCGAUGACCUGACCCCAUCCGUAACUUCCCAUGAAACCACAGAUUUCUUCCCAAGAACCCUGAGAUCAAACACUAUUUAUGAUGGCGAUAAGGAAUCUGAAGGCGAGGAUGAAGGUGUAAACCCCGAAGACUCCAGAAAGGAGAUAAUGGUGGGAUCCCAGUACCAAGCUGAAAUUCCCUCUCGACUCGGCACCUAUGGCGACGAAGAAAAACCGUAUGAAGACGAAGACCAGCUCCUCUGGAGUCCCACUGUCUUGCCCGAGAGUAAGGUGAAAGAGUUCUUGUGUGAGGUGGCCCUGCGAGACCUAGAUGAGAAGACAGUCGGGACGAUGGAGGGAAGCCACAUUCGAGACAAUGAGCAAGCUUUGUAUGAGCUUGUGAAAUGCGAUUUUAAUAUCCAUGAAGCCCUUGAAAGGUAUCGGAAAAAUUCAAAGUCUUCAAAGGAUGAAAUGCUUCCUUGGUCUGAAGAAGAAUGCAGAAACUUUGAACAUGCACUUCAGUUAUAUGAGAAGAACUUCCAUCUUAUACAGAAACAUAAGGUUAAAACACGAACAGUUGCUGAAUGUGUAGCCUUUUAUUAUGUGUGGAAAAAGUCAGAACGUUUUGACUAUUUUGUCCAACAGAAUAGGUUUGGAAAGAAGAAAUACAGCAGCUAUCCUGGUGUAACGGAUUUGAUGGACCGCCUAGUAGAUGAAGCAGAAGGAUUAGCUGUUGACAGCUCCUCAUCAGUGUGUUCCAGCAGUGGGAGGAUGGAUCCUACUCCAGAUCAACAGCUGAGCAUUCUGAACUCCAUAACUGCCAGCGAUCUUACAGCUCUCACCAAUACUGUGGCCACAGUUUGUAAUCCAGAUGUGAACUGCCUGGAUUCCUACAACUUUCCUGCAUUGGACAGCUUGCACAGAGGAGCACUCAAUCAUGAGGAACCUCUCAAUUUCUCCGCCAAUGGCGACACCGACUGUCUGAACUUGCUUGAUGCAGGGUUCUACCACUCCGAUUUGAACCAGAUAAACAUGUGCAGUGAGGAGUGUGAACGGCCUGCAAAGAGGUUGAAAAUGGGCCUUUCUGAACCUUUCAUCAACGACGUCUCUGUGAAUAACCUUGGCGUAGACUUCGAGAACCACGCACAUCACAUCACGAGUGCCAAAAUGGCUGUGUCUGUGACUGACUUUGGUAGCUUAUCGACCAGCGAGUCAAAUGGAUUCAUGAACUCCCACACACUACAUCAACACACAGCCCUGCAAUCCGAGUGACUAGCAACAAGAAAACAUGACCAUUGAAUUUGAUGGCAUAGCCAUCAAAUGUGUACAUAUUCUCAUUCACUGGAAGUUUGAACUUUUUUUUUACUAUGACAUCAGUGAUGUCUUUUAUCGUAUAGAACUAAAUCUUGAUUUCUCAAGAGUUAAGAAUAGCCAUUUAUUUUUCAGUCCUAAAUUUGGAAGUGUCAUAUGUCGAUGUUCAUAAACUGGUGGAACUGAAUAUUGUGGUGUAAGUUCAAGCUCUGUAGUCUCGGUUUUUGUUGCUCCUACAGGCAUCUCUAAAGCUUACAGCCACACCUCUGAACCAAUGACAAGGUUUUUGAGCCACUCAGAAUGGCUGCCAGAAACAGUUUUUUGUUCUUCUGGUUUUCUUUUCAAUUUGGUACUUUGGAAUAUCAGUGUUUACAGGUACCCUAGAGACUAGACCCUGGCUUAUGUAGCAUUUUGUAUAAGAGGGUCCAGGCUUUUAUAUUCUAGAAAUGCACUGAGAAGUGCAGAGACUUUCUUACACGGAGCCUUUCUGUAUAUUAAAAGGAGCACUUCAGUUUACACAAUGACAAUAUUUUGAUUUUUUUUAUGUAGGCAGGUACCAGGACUGCAUAUGAAAAGAAGAAAACUAUUGAGUUUUCUAAAAACCAAAUUUGAGUGGUUGCCCUCAUACUGAAAGUCGAACUCCACUGCCAGAUUGCUAUUUCACAGUGUAAAAUUGGCAAAAAAAUAACAUUUUAAUAUUUUAUACAUUUUUUUUCAAGGUCAACAAUAGAUUUGUGAAACCAGUGUAAAUGUUUUACAGUGUAUCCUUAAAAAUGUUCAGAGGCAGCCAAAAAUACUGCUUUUAAUUUUUGCUACUCAACUCAAUUGGUUGACUUUCGGUCAGCGUUGAGGUGAUAAAGUGCAGUUCAUAAUGUUUGAAAUAGGGAAUUUGCUACGAUGUAUGAAUAGUAUACUGUAAAUACGCUGGCUGCUUUGUAGGCUCUGAAGAGAGUGAGAUGAACAUUCAACUGUUUAAAUAUUUCUCCAAGCCUGUUUAAACAAUUAUUCUAUCUGAAAAUGACGGCAACAACAACUGCAGCUCAUUCUGAAAUGCUUAUAACGUUACUUGUGUCCUUUCCUUUGUAUUUUGUCAUACUGUCCUUUUGCAAUUUUGUGGUAACGACAUCCAUCUUUAGAUCUUAUCCAUUAAAAGUGUUUGGCUUGAAUGAAAUUAGUUGUUAGUGGAUAGUUAGAGGGUGGGUAUUUAUUAAAAAGGACGUUAUGGACUGCACCAAUGUCAUCCCAACUUUAGCCUUAGCCUUGUUUGUACUUUUUAAUGCUUUUCUAGCAAAUGUACAGUGAAAUAAAUUUGCUAAAAAUAGGCACAUUUAACUUUUCUUAAUUUGAGAUGUAUAAAAAAAUCUAUUUUGACUGACUUGAGUACUAUUUAUGUAAGUUAAACAGUGUGCAUGUACAUCUUUAGUUCAGUAGGCUUGUCAUGGUGAAUAGUGAAAAACUAGAUGUUUUUAUCGUACAAAUCAACGUUAACACCUAAGUACACACAACACUUAACGGGUAGCCUUGGCUUGUUGCCAGUAUUAUGUCAUGUCAUUUUCUGCUUUGUCAGCACCUUGUUACAAUGUGUUGUGCAAGUCUGCAUUGUUAAUUCAUAUUUUCCAAUGCUGUAAAGUGAUUACAGUUGAAUAAGAUGUACACAGGAGAUUAUGUAUUUUAAUUUAGUUGAUGGCUAGUCUUCUCAUGCUCAUGACUGAAUGCCUUUUCUGGAAGCUCAUAAGAUCAAAAUCAUGUCAGUUGGUAAUUAAUGCAGUACUAGUGUUUACUUAAUUUAUCUAUGCAUUUGAGAUCUAAAGUAAGAUGGAGUGUUUUCAGGUAUAGAAUUUUGAAUGUCGGCUUACUAAUAAUGAAUAAUGGGUUGUGAACCAUUGGAAAAUCUUUACUUCGGUCUAAUGAUGCAGAGAAUUGAUGGUUACUGAGUUUAUCGUCAUUGGGUAGUUUUGAAAAGUCAGUUAUUUGACCUCAUGAACUUGUGAACUUGUGUUAAGACAAAGAUUUCUUUUAAUUCCUUGUUAUUAUAAGGCAAUAAUUUGUAAAUAUGUACAGACUACCUUUUUAGGUUGAACUGACUUUUUCCCCCAACAUUUUGCAGCAGAGCAUUUCCAUGCAUGCUAGCUGUGUAUUUUCACAAUUGUACCACUAAAACAGCUUUAUGUAUUUAGCUAUUUAAUGUUGCGUUUGCUUUAAAAGUUUAUGCGUUUGUUCCUGUAAAGAACCUAUUUAAUACAGCAUCUAUUGAGUUAUUAAAAAGAUGUGGAUGCGCACUUUACAAUCUGUCAUCCAUGGUUAGUAUCACAGAUUCUACUAGAAGUACAGAUUAAGCAUGCAGCUGCCCACUGGAACAAAAUCAAAACUUUUGGUCUGAGAAUUCAUCGUUAACUGUUACGUGUCUCAAUAGUUAUUUUUAGUAUAUUGAAACUGUUUAAUUGCAAACUGAAAAUGCAGGAUAUCUCUCCUGUCACAAAUGUUUAUUAUACCUUAAUGCAUUUGAGAUGGAAGUAACGCAGUUUGAUUUAUAUCUGCUGUUUUGCAUACUGGAUCAGAGUUUCACUUUUUAGGCCCAUACAAAGUGUGAAGGAAUAUUUAUAUAUGCAGUAUUAUGGUGUGCCACAUUCCAAAUUAUGCAUUUUUACUGAAUGUUAAGGGAAGAUUUUUGUUUAAACACUAAAAAUAGGAUAACAACUGAAGCUAAGUGUGUAUGCAGAUGCCUGUAUUACAGCCUUUUACAUUUUGGCUCUUUUUUGUCUGUCUGAUACUCCAUGGACAGUUAAUUGCUGUAAUCUGUGCCUAAUAAGGGCCUUCCCACCUGCUAUUCACAAUAGGGAAAUGCAAGCCAGAUCAUUAAUUCAUUGCUUUGUACAAAUGAAAAUACAAACAACAAGUGGAACUAGAAACAAGGUCAUUAGUAACUUAAACUAAAAUAUUUGUAUGAAGUUACUGAAGAGUGAAUAACCACUUCAUGAGUACCUGGUGCUGUGUUGAUAGCAAUACUUCUAAUUUUCUUCUUUUUGACAAGCCUUUUUCUGUUCAUUCUAUCAUAAGUUUUCCCUCACAUCAAACUUACUUGAAGGAUGUACAUUAGUAUCAGUUGGCAAAUACUAAAGUGUGUACAAUUGGGUCAUUUAGAUUGUGCAAUUUAUUUUCCUCUUGUCUUUCUUAUGAUUGGUUCCUUAGCAAAUAUAGUGGUGCAGUGGUAUUUAUUUUAUCCAAAGUUUGUAAGAAAGUUCUAGGUAAAAUCAGAAUGUAAACUAUUGGCAAUUUCCAUGUAGGGAAGUAAUGUGUAUAUUUUAACCACACCCCAUCCCUGAAAUCUGUAAAAUGUGAUAUUUUAAAGAAAUCUUAAGUAUAAAAUUGUUUUGUAAACAGUAUAUUAAUUUCUAUAUUUUUAUUUUAUUUUAGAAUAAGAAUUACCAACAGCAACACUGUUGUUGUGAGAGUUAUUUUCUUGGCCAUGGUUCAUAUGAAUAAGAAACCUACUUUGUGAGUAAAAAUAUAACCUGAAUUAUAGACAAUCAAAACUGCAUUUAGUAUCAGAAAUGUUCAAGAGGAAAUCUGUUUUUAAUAUUUGUACAUAAACACUGAAUUUUUUUUUGUUUUGUUGAGCAUUAUUUUGUAUUUUCUGUUGUACUUUAAUACCUGGUGUACAGAUCCAGAAUAAAGCUCUGGAAAUCUUA
This is a messenger RNA of Lepisosteus oculatus (spotted gar), 5628 nucleotides long. Its product is annotated as mesoderm induction early response protein 3. The record is from RefSeq and is a predicted model, not a curated record. Gene Ontology annotation, cellular component: nucleoplasm. Gene Ontology annotation, biological process: negative regulation of transcription by RNA polymerase II. Gene Ontology annotation, molecular function: transcription corepressor activity; histone deacetylase binding. Lineage: Eukaryota; Metazoa; Chordata; Actinopteri; Semionotiformes; Lepisosteidae.